This is a messenger RNA of Punica granatum (pomegranate), 2310 nucleotides long. Lineage: Eukaryota; Viridiplantae; Streptophyta; Magnoliopsida; Myrtales; Lythraceae. The record is from RefSeq and is a predicted model, not a curated record.
GGGCGCCACCUCUUCUUCUACAGUCGUUUCGUUCAACUUCAAAGUGCCGCCACCGACGCAGAGCCAUUCAUGGCGGGCACGUUUCGAUUGAGCAGCCACUGCCCGACGGCUAAACCGCCGCCUUCCACGGCUAAGCUUACUGAGCCCAUUCUCGUGAAUGACAACUGAUGAACCACCUGCAGAAGCUCAGAGCAAGGGCUGUCCUCAAAUGGGUUUCCUCUAGUUUUAUCGAAAACCAGUACCAAUCGCUCAAUCUCCCCCUAUUCCGAGCUGGGUUCUUGCCCAGCUGCCAAAACCCUAGAUUUUACAGAACGGAGAAGACUCUUCUCGAUGAAAGUUCGGGUGCUGGCAAAAUCUCGGCUACUGUUCUUCGAAAGGCGCAGUCCGCAUUUUCCGACUAUCUCCACUCCACUAGGAGCCUCCAGUAUGCAGCAGCUGAGAGCAUCAGCAGGAACUCGCCCCGCUUCCUAUCGGAGCUUCUUGAGAAGAUUGAGCUCGAUGAUGAUAUCCAGCGGUCUCUCGCUCGGUUCCUGCGGUACCAUCCAAUUAAUGAGUUUGAGCCUUUCUUUGAGAGCAUUGGUCUUAAACCCUCCGAGUAUGCCCCACUCCUCCCUCGGAAUUUGAUGUUCUUGGACGAUUGUGAUCGGUUGCUGACAAAUUAUCUCGUGCUUUGUAAUUAUGGGAUUGAGCAUUGUAAGAUUGGAAGGAUUUAUAAGGACGCAAAGGAGAUCUUUGAGUAUGAUCAUGGGGCGUUACUGUCAAAGAUUCGAGCUUAUGAGAAUCUUGGGAUCAGUCAGCAUGUGAUAGUUAAGGCCAUUGUUUGCAGUCCCCAACUCUUGAUUGGCGAUAUGAAAACAGAGUUUGUGGACGUACUGGAGAGGUUUCGGGUUCUCGGGUUCGAGCAGAGUUGGGUUGAGAAGCUGCUUUGUGAGGAUGGUGUUUAUAGAUGGAGUCAGAUUCUGGAGCUUCUGUGCGUAUUUACCCGAAUGGGUUUUACGAAUGAGCAGUUAAAUGCACUGGUUAGGAGGAAUCCUGGGAUUCUCUUUGAGGAUUCAGGGGCUCAGACGUUUUCCAUCAUUGAAUUACUAAUCAAAUUUGGUUCGGAAAGGGACACGAUACAGUCUGUCUUUCUUGAAUUCCCACAAAUCAGUGUGGAGAAAUUUCUCUCAAACUUGAGGCAGUGUUUCAUGUUCUUGACUGAGAUAGAGAUGGAGACGGUGGAGAUAGGUAGGAUCAUCCGAACUGAAGCCCGGCUACUGGGAUCGUCCACCUUGAAAAAGGCUAACAGCUUGCUUGCAAACUUGAAUGUGGGGAAGAGACGCCUUCGAGACAUAGUUAAGCAAAACCCAAAAGAAAUGGGGAACUGGGUCAUGGGCAUGAGAGUCAGGCCCGUGGCAGGAUUGAAAGAUGAUGAGAUGUCGCUGCUCGAGAAGAAAAAGUUUCUCUCGGGCCUUGGGUUCAUGAAGGAGUCCAAGAACAUGGAGAGGGCGAUCAAAUCUUUCCGCGGAAAAGGAUACGAACUACAGGAGAGGUUCGAUUGCAUCGUCAAUGCAGGGUUAAGUGAGAAUGAUGUUUGUGAAAUGGUGCGAGUUUCGCCUCAGAUUCUCAACCAGACUAAGGAUGUCAUUGAGAUGAAGAUUGAUUUUCUUGUGAACGAAGUCAAAUACCCAAUAUCGAGCCUAAGGAGGUUCCCAUCCUAUCUCUCAUUUAAAACGGACAGGAUCAAGGUUAGGCUUUUGAUGUUCAAGUGGUUGUCAGAUAAAGGGUUGGCUGAUCCUCUUCUAGCGCUGAGCACCAUUAUUGCUUGCUCGGAUGGGGCUUUUGAAAAAUACUACGUGAAGCGGCAUCCCGAUGGGCUCAAGGUUUGGCACAAUCUGAGGGAAAGUUUUGUGAGUGAGUCGAGUUACGCAGUUUCUCAAUAGUUAUUGACGUUGAUUGGGGAUUCAUCCUCUGCAGCUCUCUUCGAACUGCACUCAAUGAAGUUGGUUGCCGAUAGCAGAACAGAUAUUCUUUUACACAAAACAGUCUUACUGUCAUAGAUAAUGAAAUUUCUUGAACCAGUGGAUGAACGAUCACUUGGUUUUCGGCCCUUAACUACACUGAACUGCAGGAGGAUCGCAGAGGAUCUUCCUUCUUGUUGUUCUAAUAUCCGGAAAAAGAGAAGAAGGUUCCGGCCAUGCCGUUAACAUUGCUUUGAUCGAAAAACAUCAUUGUAUGAGCUCUUGUUUUUUAAAGUUCCUUCAAUUUUGGAUUCCUCCUGGUUUCAUUCAGUCCUGCUGUCUAAGAAGUUGCAGCAGCCUUUGCUCUUUA